Molecule: messenger RNA, 1510 nt
Organism: Liolophura sinensis
Lineage: Eukaryota; Metazoa; Mollusca; Polyplacophora; Chitonida; Chitonidae
Product: solute carrier family 13 member 4-like
Exons: 12
Coding region: 1-1497 (498 amino acids)
Biological process (GO): transmembrane transport
Cellular component (GO): plasma membrane
Molecular function (GO): transmembrane transporter activity
Source: RefSeq, a predicted model, not a curated record
AUGAAGAUCAAGAAGGUUCUGCUGACCAUACUGGACAUGAAGACGGUUAUAAUGUCCAUCUUGACCCCAAUUCUUCUUCUGCCCAUUCUCUACGAAGUCGAGGGGGAUGCCGGAAGAUGUGGGUAUGGCGUAGGUAUCGUUAUUGUGUUCUGGGCGUUUGAAAUUUUACCUCUUGGCGUAACGGCAUUGCUUCCCAUCCUACUGUUUCCGGUUUUGGGUGUGCUGACAACAGGUCAAGUUAGUGGCGAGUACAUCAAGAGCCCAUCCGUUACGCUUAUUGGGAUAUUUGGCAUUAUUGCUGCCGUUGAGCGCUGGGGUCUUCACAAUCGGAUAGCGCUGGGAAUCCUUAAACUUUUCGGAACAAAGCCACAUUGGUUGAUACUGGGCAUGAUGGUUUGUACUGCUGUACUGUCCAUUUUCAUAACGGCUGGGGUGACUGUUCUCAUGAUUCCAAUUGUACGCAGUGUUGUUGACAGACUGGAAGGCGUCCAAUCUACCAGAGAAAGGAAGACGGAGGAAAAUGAAAACAGCGAAGACGAGGAGAAUGAUUCGGGUGCAACUAUUACGGACAGUGAGCAUCAGGACGAGGUCAAACGGUUGUACAAGGCGUUUAGUCUCUGCAUUUCUCACGGCACUUCGAUUGGCUCCACAACCAUAUUAACGGGACACCCGUCUAACUUUGUCUCUCUGGCGCUGAUCGAGCAAGGUCUUUGCCGGAGGUCCAGAAUGACCGCUGAGAUGGAAAAUGCAGAAAAACGAUUAAAGGAGUAUCUCAGGGACGAGUAUAAAAAGUUGGGUUCAGUCACUUAUCCAGAAAUCCUCGUGAUGAUUAUGAUGCUGUCCAUGAUGAUUCUCUUCAUCACAGAAGAUUUGUACUUUACCAAAGGCUGGGACUCGUGGUUUAAACCUGGGUUUGUUGGCGCGGCGGGACCAGCCAUAUUAAUACUGACUCUGAUGUUCAUUAUUCCCGCUAAAUCGCCAUUGGAACUUCUGCGACGUAAAGGCAAAGACAAGAGCAAUAAUCGGUUUGCACCAUUACUGUCUUGGUCGGACGUUAACAAGAGUCUGCCUUGGUAUAUAAUACUAUUGAUCGGGGCGGGGUUUGCUGUGACGAAAGCCUGUGAGGUCUCUGGACUCAUGGACCUUGUCCAAGAAACCUUUAGUGAAAUAUUCAGUGGCAUGGAACUCUGGGUGUUGACCCUGGUUGUGACUACUAUUGUCAUUUUCCUCACGGAAAUCAUAAGCAGUACUGCCACACUUGUUACAUUGUUGCCGAUAGUAUCCGAAUUGGCUAUACAAGCUGGUCAUGAUCCUCUAGCUCUGGCCUUCCCGAUGGCAAUAUCGACAAACUUUGCAUUCAUGAUGCCAAUUUCGACACCACCCAAUGCAAUCGCUUAUUCUUUGGGAUCUUUGAAGAUAAAAGACAUGGUAGGUAUUCUGAUGAAAGCUCGACCCUCUGAUGUGCCGUUAAGAGGGCGUGGUAUCCUUGGGCUCUGAACAUAUCCGAGGA